AUGAAAUCUUUUCUGGGUUUUGUAUUUUUAUUAAGUGUAAAACUUGGUUUUUCUCAAAAUACAUCAUAUUUGGACACUAUAAGUCACUUGUCACAAACAAGACGAAUCCUCCGAGGUAGUGAAGUGGGAGACACUAGACCAUAUAUGGUAUACCUACGACCUGCAUCCACAGAAUCAAAAGUCGACGCAAACUGGUUGUGCGGUGGAGUGAUUGUCGAUGCCCAGUAUAUAAUAACCUCCGCUGCAUGUAUUGAAGAUGUCAGGCAUUUUUAUGUUGUAUCAGGAACACACAGGUGGGUCCCAAAAAACACCGAUGAUGAAUGUAUAAGAAAUGGUGCAAAGAAAGCAAUUUGGAAAUGCGUUCCACAAAACUAUGUCUUCGACGGCAACCAUUUUGACAAUAUCAGAUGGAUGAUUAAUGACAUAGCGGUGGUUAGAGUUGAGGAUGACUUUAACUUUGAGAGAAGGGUUCGUGGCUGGAAAACGCCGGAACCGUUUGGUUAUAAUCAUCAUAUGAUGCAUGGGGAUCCGUGGAUAACUUUGGUGAUGUUUACGGUAGAAUGUCAGAUAACUCCCCAGAAUUGUUGGAAACGGACGUGGUCCUUAUCUCAAAGAAGAGCUGCAAAAACCGAUGGCCGGAGAGAUAUCAUCACAUAA
This is a messenger RNA of Pieris macdunnoughi, 657 nucleotides long. Lineage: Eukaryota; Metazoa; Arthropoda; Insecta; Lepidoptera; Pieridae. The record is from the annotation of a GenBank genome assembly.